Messenger RNA from Theobroma umbraticum, 3137 nucleotides. Its product is annotated as FLUCTUATING-LIGHT-ACCLIMATION protein 1, chloroplastic-like. Gene Ontology annotation, cellular component: chloroplast. NCBI's taxonomy places the organism in Eukaryota, Viridiplantae, Streptophyta, Magnoliopsida, Malvales, Malvaceae. The record is from RefSeq and is a predicted model, not a curated record.
UACCCGAAAGCCCAAAACCCACUGCAUUAAGCUUUCUCGCUCGCAUAGAAAAAGCUCCAUCUUCUUCUAUCAGAUUUACUAACUCCAUCAUUCUCACCGCAAAACAGCAAUUGAUUUUGCUCCAUGAUGGUUUCAAAGAGUUCUGUAAAACUUUCACUUCUUGCUGUUAUUGUAGCCGUAUUAAUAUCCCACAACCUAUAUGCAGCCUCUGCAGCUUCAGGUGGUCGAAUGGGCGGAUCUUCUUUCUCUUCAGGGAGUUCACCUUCUUCGCGCCGGCGUGAUUAUCACCAUCAUCAUUCAUCUAGUGUUUAUGGGCGCUACGACUCCCAUCCUAGAUUUUCCAUGAACGCCAAUCAAGAGAAUGGUUCUAAAUCGGCUGCUGGUGCUGAUGUAAUGCUAAUCAUUUUUAUGGGAGCAGUUUCAUGCUUGGUCUACCUUAACUUUGUGGAAGGUAGAACAAGUAUUCUACAAAUUCAGGUUGGCUUAUCUGCAAAAGCUCGUUCUUUGCAAAGAGAACUGGCUGAAAUUGCCACCACAACUAACACUUCUACAGCAAAUGGCUGGCAACUGAUAUUGGAAGAAACAACAUCAUCACUGCUUCGCCAUCCAGAUUACUAUCUUUAUGGUUAUUUGUUUGUAACUCGCUGUUGGACCAUUGGAGGGGCUGAACAGCACUUUAAACGACUUUCCAAGAAAGAAAGGCAGAAAUUUGAUGUAGAGUCACUGGUAAAUAUCAACAAUUUUAAAAGGAAAAGAGCUGUUGUUCCAAAAGCUGACAAGGUUAACAAGGACUGCAUAGUGGUAACAGUUCUGGUGGCCGUGCAAGGUGUACACAACCUGCCAACUAUCAGGACGACUGACAAUGUGAAGGAGGCCUUGCAAGCUUUGGGAGAACUCUGUUCUAGCAAAACUAAGGGUGUGGAGGUACUCUGGACCCCACAAGAUGAGACUGAUUCUUUGUCAGUUGAGGAAUUGCUUGCAAGUUACCCGCAGUUAAGGAGGAUAUGAUGACUGCUACAGAUCUCAUCUGUGUAGAUGUAGUUUUAUACAUACAGGUUUUAAUCCAUAAAUACUGCAAUGCUUGAAGAACGAACACUCAAGUCUAAAUGUCUUCCUUGUAGUGUUCUCCUAAAUUAGAAUUUACUCCUGAACACUGCCAUAUAUAGGGACUGAAGUAUGGGAAAUUUACUCAUCUAAUUAAGUUCUUCCUGCAAAUAUUUCUUCCAAAAAAUGCUGAUGCUGAUAACUUUUGUUUUCCCUAUUAUUUGGAGUUUUUUUGACGUUACCAACCAACAUAGCCAGCAUGACCCUGCCAUGGUGUCAAAUUUUAUGGUGAAAAAACCCAGAUUUUUGUCUUCAACAUUUAUUUUAUGAUGAACAAAAAGGAAGGGACUGCAAAUCCAAGUGUUUCUCCAUUAAUCAACAUCACUAGGAUUCCACCUAAAAGCUGGCACAAGUUUUGACAGUGCCAUCUACAUUGAUUACAGACUCAAGAAAGCUCACACCAUCAAAAUGUGUUUGCAAGAACAAUGGAUACAAACCAGAGACUUAUGCAAGAAGUGUCAACAAUGGUGAGUUGUCCUCUCAAAUAUUUUUGAUAUGUUCAAUAGGCUUAAUUGUCAAUGACAAAUCAAAAGCUGAUAAUUAACUUGAGAUUACAAAACCAUUUGAACAACUCAGAUGCUAAGGUUUUCAUAAUAUGAAAAAGCAGGAAAAAAAACAUGAAAACCUGCUGGCAAUACCAAUCUGAGUUACGAAAUAGAGCAAUUUUGCAGCAGGGAUAGGCAAGCAAUUGUUGUUAAUGAUGGGAUGCCAUGAUGAUGUUGGCCAGGUGUUUUUUACGAUCGUUCCUAGCAGGUUUGCCUGGCAAACAGGCAAGUUCCAAGAAAAUGAAGGGGAAGUAGCAGCCCUGUAGGGAAUGGCUAUGCCCUUUUAAAAAACCAAAUCGCAUGUGAAAAACCCACGGCCUUAAGUUUAUUCUCUAACAGAAAAGGUUCCAUCUUCUUGCCUCACAUUCUCUGAAUCCAAUUUUUGCUCUUAUUGUAGCCUUAAUAGUUCGUGCCAUAGGCAUCAUCAUCACCAUCAUCAUUCAAAUAGAGUUUUAUGGCUACAAUUCUCGGCCAAGUUUUUACAAAGAAUGCGAUGAAGACCCUGGAACUAGUAUUUGCACCAUUUCUACAUGUAAAGCAAAAUAUGAGCAGGAUAUCCAUCUAACCACAGUAUCCCAGCUUACAACCCUUGAAAUAUUGCAUUGUUUUUUUUUUUUUAAACUUUUCUACAUUUGAAUGGAUCAGGUUUGUUUCAAAAUAUUGCAAACAUAUAAGGAGAAAAUAGCAUGAAGAUUGAUUGUACUUGUACUACAACAAUAUAAAUUUAAAAAUUGGUUGUUGCCUCUUGACUAAGGUUUGGACCCAGAACUUUCUUUCACCUUUAGGAAAAAAUGGGUUUGCUGUCAUUAUCUCGAUGAUCUCACCCUUCCAUUAUUCAAAGCUCGCUCUUAGUGGAUGUGAUUUUCCAAGAAAAUGUAGAGAAGCUACCUAGGAAAUGCACACUUGAACAACCCACAAGUCCAGGUACUAUCACUAUAAUAGUGAAAGCAACUCUCCAUUUUGCAUCACAUUCUUUCAGAUCCAUCCCUAAGUCUUGGCUCAAAAUAGCAUACUAGUCCCUUGCAGUCCACCUUAUGGCUUUAAUCAAUAUCAUUCUAGCUUCGAAACGGCGACAUCGAAGGGGUAGUUCUGGAUCUUCCUUCUCAGCUACCAGGUCGAUAUGGUCAUCACCAUCACCAUCACCAUCAUCAGCAUCGUCACAGCACUCAAAUUAUUCUGAUGAAUGGCCUGUUGUUUGUCAAAUAAUGAUCUUGGUAGCAGUUGCUUCAUAUUCUUACUUGCUAUACCUUUCAAUUUUUGGGUAAACUUUGUUCCUACAAAUUAUGGUCCUGGUUAAAAAUCUCCAAAUUCUGUAUAGAUUUCCCCCUUUCUCUUAGGCUUUAGAGGUGCUGUUGACUAGACGCAAUACUUCAAUGCUUGAUGUGGGAACAUUGGCUACUAUGUAUGGAGCAGGCAGCUUCCUUUGUAUAUAGUUUGUAUUUUUACCUUAACUUUAAUAAAUUUAUGGAUCAGUCUUCUUCCUGUAAA